Messenger RNA from Dictyostelium purpureum, 438 nucleotides. RefSeq lists its product as uncharacterized. The coding region runs from base 1 to 438 and encodes 145 amino acids. NCBI's taxonomy places the organism in Eukaryota, Evosea, Eumycetozoa, Dictyosteliales, Dictyosteliaceae. The record is from RefSeq and is a predicted model, not a curated record. The transcript has a single exon.
AUGGUUAUAAACCCACAAAGAAAUAUCCACCGCUCGCCCAACUAUCCAAGAGUUAUAUUAAAUGAUGUUUUGUACACUAUAUUACACAAUUGCAUGGCAGUUACAAACAUGCAUUUAAGAAAUAGCGAGAAGGAAUUCUGUUUCAAAGAGUUUAUAUUUCAUUUAGCUAAUAACCAAUUAGCAUCCAAAACAUCAAGUGUUAGAAAAACAUCAAGAAAUACAAUCUUUUUUCCAAAGCUCGUUAAUGUUACAAUUGAUGGAAAUAAAAAACAAAGAGGUUCUUGUUUUGUGUGUAGUAGUGAUCCAAUUGAAGGGGUAGGCUAUAAAGAAAAUUCAUAUAUAAGAGCUCAAUGUGAAUGUCACAGUGUGUUCCACCAUGAUAUUUGUAAUAUUGCUUUCCAUAAUCCAGGAUACAAAGCUGCAACAAAAAUUGAAUAA